CGGCUAACUGCCGCUGCGUCCAGGUCUAGUCAUGAAGUCGUUCAAGGCUGCCGGCAAAUACUCCUUCCAGAAACCGAAAUCAUUUCUCAUCGAGGACAUCUUAGGGAAGGGAGACUCGUACGAUUCGGACGCGGCCCGGUCCCCGGACGGCUCGGAGGAGCGGUACGCGGAGCCGCGCGGUCUGCCAGAGCCCCCGGGCGUGGCGCUCUUCCCGGCGGCCGCCGUCGGCGCCAGCAUGGCGGCCGCCGCCGCCGCCUACCUGCCGCACUACCUGCACAAGCAGGAGGCCGCCGCCGGCUUCCUCUUCUCCGGACCGCCCGGCUUCUCAGCAGGACUGCCCUUCUCCACGUACUUCUCGACGGACGUGGGCCGCGUCUGUCGGCGCCGCAAGGCGCGCACCGUGUUCUCCGACCAGCAGCUGCACGGACUGGAGUUACGCUUCAAGUCCCAGCGCUACCUGAGCACGCCCGAGAGAGUCGAGCUGGCUGCCGCUCUCAGUCUGACAGAGACGCAGGUGAAGACGUGGUUCCAGAAUCGGCGGAUGAAAUACAAGAAGCAGCUUCGUCGCUCGGACGACAAGGUGACGGGCUCCGGGCAGCCAGACACGCAACUGGACCUCUACCUGAGCAGCAGCGGGUCCCCGCCAACGCACCUCCAGUCCGGUCAGGGCGACCGGCGUCACGACGACGACGACGACGAGGGGGACAGGGACGACAGCGACGAGGACGUCAACGUCACCGAGGACAGCCACCACGGCUUCCACUAGCUGGUCGUCUGGUGCUGGUGGUCGUGCAAUACUCGCCGUUUCGCUGCGCGGGGACAGACCUGCGGGAACUCCGUACAUACUCUGUAUGCAGUGUGCGUCGCGUGUACACUACCGGGUGUUUUUCUACCGGCUCUGUGCGGCGCGCGGCGCGGGCCCGUCCGCCCCGGACUCGGGACCGUCUGUUGACUGGGGUCAUGUCACUGACCGGUCCACGUGAGGAGACCGUUCUUCAGUUAAUUUACGUGUGGCAGGGCGGUGCCUGGCCGGUGUUUGUGUUCAGUCAGCCUUUCGCCGCAAGUUGACGUCACGAGCUGAACGGAGAGUUCGGGAUCGGUCCGCAGGGGUUCUGACGGCGCGGAUUAAGGAAUGUUGUAAGCCUCACAUGGCUCCAGACUUGGCUCUCAGCAACGCGAGAUCGCUUGUAACAGUGUUGUUAUUAUUUUGCACGGGUGUAGGACAUGCACUGGUCUGCAUUCCUCGAGAUAAUUCGAAAUUCGAGAUAAUAAUGAGUCUAAAAAGACAAUUCACGUCCGAUGACGCAGUCACACGAGAAAAAUAGCUGAGAGUCUCAUAUUGCGAAGCAGACAUUAUACUCAAAGGACGUGUAGUACAAUGGAGAUUUCAAUCAUUUUUGUGGAGUCUUCGCUACUUGAAGCAGCUCGAGAUUUUUAAGCGGGAAAAUAAGUGAGCAUAAUUAAAGUACUUUGUACGCCUUCAAUUGAGUUUGAAGCCACCAUCUUGACGAGCCUGCUCUGGUACAUCCGUACAAUCCUCGCUUUGUGUGGUGUAUGUCACAAGGACAGGAUUCGCUCUUGGUGUUCGGAAGCUGCAUGUGAGCCAGAGGUCGCCCCCAUCCGAGUUGUUAACAGUGUACUUUUUCACCGUAAAUGAAAGAAACGCUGUUUUCAGAUCUCUCUGCGGCUGCAUCUAUAUAAGUUUAAGGUGAUAUUGUCGUUUUGUCGGAUGUGUCGAAACCUGAGCCGACCUCAGCUUAAUGUGAACUAUUUCUAGUCAUAAAUAAUACACGUAGAUAUGAAAGAGUGCUCUUACGUUACGUUCGUGCUGACACCUGUGAUCAAACUGACUCUCCUUGCUGGUGCAAACGCGAUGUUUUCUGCAAUACAAAA
Molecule: messenger RNA, 1893 nt
Organism: Pollicipes pollicipes
Lineage: Eukaryota; Metazoa; Arthropoda; Thecostraca; Pollicipedomorpha; Pollicipedidae
Product: brain-specific homeobox protein homolog
Exons: 5
Coding region: 32-766 (244 amino acids)
Biological process (GO): regulation of DNA-templated transcription
Molecular function (GO): DNA binding; DNA-binding transcription factor activity, RNA polymerase II-specific
Source: RefSeq, a predicted model, not a curated record